Pistacia vera is the source of this 1252-nucleotide messenger RNA. RefSeq names its product probable hydroxyacylglutathione hydrolase 2, chloroplastic. The coding region runs from base 92 to 955 and encodes 287 amino acids. Gene Ontology annotation, molecular function: hydroxyacylglutathione hydrolase activity. The record is from RefSeq and is a predicted model, not a curated record. The transcript has 7 exons. Lineage: Eukaryota; Viridiplantae; Streptophyta; Magnoliopsida; Sapindales; Anacardiaceae.
UUGUUUUCUUGUAUUUUAGGGGACAAGCGGGCUUUGUGUAUUGCCAGGGACAAGGCAACUUUGCUUUAGAAAGGGCCUCUUGUAUGGUUUUAUGAGGCUGUUAUCAAUACCAUUCAAGACAUUGCAUUUAGCUACAAGUCGAUCGCUUAGAGUUGCUCAGUUUUGCAGUGUUUCCAACAUGUCUUCAUCGCUGCAAAUUGAAUUGGUACCAUGUCUCAGAGACAACUACGCGUAUCUUUUACAUGAUGUGGACACAGGCACAGUUGGAGUUGUUGAUCCUUCUGAAGCUGUACCUGUUAUAGAUGCUUUGAGUAGGAAAAACCGGAAUUUGACUUAUAUACUAAAUACACAUCAUCAUCAUGAUCACACUGGUGGGAAUAUGGAGCUAAAAGCAAGGUACGGUGCAAAGGUGAUUGGCUCAGCAAUAGACAGGGAUAGGAUUCCUGGCAUUGAUAUAGUUUUAAAUGAUGGAGACAAGUGGAUGUUUGCAGGUCAUGAGGUGCAUGUGAUUGAAACUCCUGGACAUACCCGAGGUCAUAUUAGCUUUUACUUUCCUGGAUCAGGGGCAAUUUUUACCGGAGACACUUUGUUCAGCUUAUCAUGUGGCAAGCUUUUUGAAGGAACCCCUGAACAGAUGUUUUCUUCCCUUCAAAAGAUCAUGUCUCUGCCAGAUGAUACAAGUAUCUAUUGUGGUCAUGAAUAUACAUUGAGUAAUUCAAAAUUUGCAAUGUCUAUUGAACCCAAUAACGAGGCCCUCCAAUCUUAUGCAACCUAUGUAGCCCAACUUCGCAACAAGGGCUCGCCCACGAUUCCAACCACCCUAAAGAUGGAGAAGUCUUGUAAUCCAUUUCUUCGCACUUCUAGUCUGGAAAUACGGCAGUCAUUAGGUAUUCCGGAUGCGGCAAAUGAUUCGGAAGCCUUAGGUGUCAUCCGUCGCGCAAAGGAUAACUUCUAAGACUUCUCGCUAAGGUUAGGAUCAAGAGCGUUAUUUUUUUUUUACACAAAUUAUGACACAACGCUUCCACUGAGGGAUUUACGCACUCUAAAAUGGAUUAAAUUUUUGAGAUGCGUCUAUUUUCCAAAUUAGUGUCAUAAUUUGUGUAAGAAAUUAAAAAUGUUGCUGAUCUUAUUAUUAUUUGUAAUAUUAUCUCUUUGUAUAGAGAGGUGAGUUUUUGAUACAUAUUUCAAAUAGAACACCAAUGUAACCCCUUUUUUUUUCCUUCUCAAGAAUUUGAAGUUUUUUUUUUUUUUU